AUGGAUGAGAUGGGUCCCAGCGUUUUGUCCCGGGAUCUCGAGGCGUGCCGGAUGUCCAACGAGGCACCCGCGGAUGAUGAGGUCGCCGCCAGGGGAUCGAUUGAUGCUCGAUCUUCGAAGCCCCUGGUAAAGGAGGACGAGGUCGAUCGUGACAAGCGGCGAGAGUCCCCGGAAAAGCAGAAGUCCGCAAUGGACUUAAAAAAGAAGAAGGAGAAGAAGAAGAAUCUCGAGCGCCAAGCGCUGGAGACACGCGGAGCGAAGUCCAGACAGAGGGGGGAGCCUGAGGAGGAGUCCCCCGAUGAGGACGAUGGCGGCAAUGAUGACGACGACAGCGACGACUCCGAGGGGAUGGCGUCCCAUCUCGACAGGAUCCUCGUGGGUCCGCCUCGGACCGACGUCGAGGCCCCGCGAACGGGAGCCCCAAAGGGGGGGCCAAGCGGGUCUCUCGAGCGGCAACAGAGGGAGUCAUCCCCAUGCCGCUCCCAUGCUGAUACCCCUCCCGCGCCUAUGCAAGGUCGGACCAUCCCGCGCCCCCAACCUCCCCCUGCGUCAAACGCGGGCGACCGGGCGAAGUCCCUGGCGACGGGGCCGCUGACCCACGGCCGCGCCGCGGCUUCCAGCAAGGGGGAAGCAAGCCGUAGGAGCGCUAGCCCUGGCGCUCGCCAGGCGGGAGAUGCCGAGCCAAGGCCUGUGCCCGUUCGUGAGGAGCCUGGAGCCUUGACGCAGGGCAGUGUUGACGGUCCUUAA
Molecule: messenger RNA, 747 nt
Organism: Sorghum bicolor (sorghum)
Lineage: Eukaryota; Viridiplantae; Streptophyta; Magnoliopsida; Poales; Poaceae
Product: zinc finger protein on ecdysone puffs-like
Exons: 2
Coding region: 1-747 (248 amino acids)
Source: RefSeq, a predicted model, not a curated record